UAAUCAACUAUACAUCCAAAUGGAUCUAUGUGAUUUCAAUCUACGUACCUUGAUAAAUUUUAAACGAAAAUUAUUAGAAAAAGCAUACGAUGCAAUUGGUGACUACAACGAAAUUGAUCUGGUUGAUUAUUCUAUAUCGUAUACAAUAUUCCGGGAAUUGGUUGAAUGUUUAAACUAUUUGCAUGAACAGCAGCCACCGAUUAUGCACCGGGAUAUAAAACCGGCAAAUAUUUUACUAACUAUUGAGCCACGUUCCGGUAGAUUUGUACGGUUAGGUGAUUUUGGUUUGGCUAAAAAACAUGAAUGUAGCGAUAUAAGCCAUUCCCAUAAUGUGGGUACACCUAGAUAUAUGGCCCGUGAAGUUAUGCAAAGUGGUCAAUACAAUACCAGUGUCGAUGUCUAUAGUCUCGGUGAAGUAGCCUAUAUGCUAUUUGAUAAAAUUGUUAGACCAAGUGAUAAAUUGACCGAGAUGAACAAACUAAUUGAUACUAUGAUCGAUACAAUAGCAAAUAAGAGACCAAAAUGUGGGGAUAUAUUAGCAAUGAUUGACAAACUAGCCAUUCAAGCACUGGUAUCCCAAUCAUUGCUUACGUGGCUAUCGCUGGCCAAUAGUAGCCGCCAAUUGUUUGAUAAUCCCAACUAUAUUAAAGACUCGACUAAUGUAAUUGAUUUUUUAAAAUCAUUUAUAAGCCAUAAAUUUACUACUAUUAAAUAA
Messenger RNA from Oppia nitens, 715 nucleotides. Its product is annotated as serine/threonine-protein kinase nekl-2-like. Gene Ontology annotation, molecular function: protein kinase activity; ATP binding. Gene Ontology annotation, biological process: protein phosphorylation. The record is from RefSeq and is a predicted model, not a curated record. The transcript is spliced from 2 exons. Bases 20 to 715 code for a protein of 231 amino acids. NCBI's taxonomy places the organism in Eukaryota, Metazoa, Arthropoda, Arachnida, Sarcoptiformes, Oppiidae.